Molecule: messenger RNA, 1554 nt
Organism: Zasmidium cellare ATCC 36951
Lineage: Eukaryota; Fungi; Ascomycota; Dothideomycetes; Mycosphaerellales; Mycosphaerellaceae
Exons: 3
Coding region: 1-1554 (517 amino acids)
Source: RefSeq, a predicted model, not a curated record
AUGAAGCUCCAUCUCUUUUCGUCCUUUCUCAUAGCGACCACCACCGCCUUACCACAAGCCAUCCCUCACGAUGAAUGCCCAGUUAACACAACGAGUGGCCUCAUCAUAGGCCAUCCCUCACACGAUCGUCCCUGCGUCGAUGAGUAUCUAGGGAUUCGAUACGGGAAGGCUGAUAGAUUCAUGCCUUCGCAAGCAUACAGCAGCAAAGAGGCGCAUCACGCCGACAAUUUUGGCAAUGAAUGUCCAUGCGAGAACGGCGUCAAUGGCGAGUUGCCUGGUCAGCAGAACACCGAGACGGAGUCUCGCAUCAUGGGAUACUUCUUGGAGAUCUAUAAGAAUGUGACAAUGUCGGAUGAUUGUCUUUUUCUCAAUGUCUGGUCGAAGCGCAAUAGCAAUGACCGGAAGCUCAAGCCAGUGUUUGUCUGGGCUUACGGAGGGCACUGGGCAACUGGCCAAACAAACACACCAUUCUACUAUGGACAAUACCUCGCCGACCAAGAAGACAUUGUCGUUGUCACCUUCAACUACCGCUUCAGCAUUUUCGGCUUUGGCAAGGACAGCGAAGGCCUGAAAGACGGGCGCUUGGCACUCGAGUGGGUGCGAAACAACAUCAAGGCGUUUGGUGGCGAUCCAGAGCAGAUCACACUAGGUGGACAUUCGGCUGGGGCCUUCCUCGCGGAUAUACUUUCCUUUGCGUAUCCUCAAGAUCCGAUCGCACAAUCAUACAUCCUGCAGUCUGGCACAGCUACAACCCUACCAGCGGGCGAUCCGUCCGUCAGAGACGAGGGAUUUCGCAACGUUUCGAAAGCCCUCGGUUGCAACGACGAGGUCGACGAGGUAGCAUGUCUGCAGAACAAAGACCUCCGUGAAGUCGCUGCGGCUGCUACCAAACAGCGAUAUCCCACUGGGAGCCUCAAAGUUGUAUUCGGUCCGACGAUAGACAACAAGACCGUCUUUACUCCCUCAGAGUAUGCUCGCCGUGGCAAAGAAGGAACAUUUGGAAAAGGCCCAACUCUACUUGGCAACGCAGACUACGAACAGGGCUUCUACAAGCUGCAAUACUGGGCUUUCGACAAGCUGCACCUCGCUGAGAAGUUUUUGUACUCUCUCGUUCAGCGCAUCGCAACUUGUCCAGCAGCGCAAGCUGCAGAGUGGCGAGCGAAGACUGCUCCCACCUGGCGCUACCGCUACUUCGGCGAAUACCCAAGUCUGGCUCUGUAUGGUCCCAACGUGAAUGGAUCAUCCCCAGGUUCACAAGCAUACCAUGGGUCUGAGCUGACCCUCGUCUGGGGAACAUACGAGCCCUUGACCUUGGUGGCUGGAAACGCUGAGUUGAAGGCGAUGUCCAAGUACAUGAUGAACGCUUGGGCAGCUUUCAUCCGCGAUCCACAUCAUGGGCUCGAGGCAUUCGGCUGGCCAAAGUAUAAUGCCAGCGGCGACACAUUGGUCCAUCUGGGCAAGAAUGAUGCAGCUUGGAUGGAGCUGGGUAACUCGUCUGAGUACGAUCACCUUGGCGACGUUUCCUGUGCGACGGUCAUGCUGGACAACAAGUAG